CUUACCUGCGUGUGUGCUCCGACUGCCAUUAGGUGGAGGGAGUAGUUGGAGCAGAUUGGCAGAGUUGUUACUGUGAAAGAUGAGAGCUGAUCUUGCCUCAGGGAUUGCCAUCAGUCUGGUGGCAUAAAUGUCAGUGAUCUCCGGGGAUCAAUGAGAGGGGAGCUGGUGCCAGAACACAACAAACAGGUGAAUCAAUAGAGACUUAACUGUCAGCUGGCUACAUUUAGGGACAGCACUGGCACAGACAGGAAACAGGGAAUUCCAUAGCUGCAGAAAUAUGUACGUAAAAUGGUGCCGCCGGAGCAGCCGCUAAAUGAGCCUGCGAUGGAGGGCGGGCAGCCGGGCCCCGGGGCGAGCUCCCCGCAGAGCGACUCCGACGAAGUUUUGCUCCACGGGGUGUUCGCCCUGCUGGACCCCGCUCCCAAGACGAGCUACGCGCUGAGUCUCACCCGCGGCCGGGAGCUGCGCAUGCAGCGGGUCGGCUCCGCGCCGGCCGGCCGGAGCGCCGCGCUGAAGCUGGCGGACUGCAUCGGCUGCUCCGCCUUCGCCGGCCGGGAGCCGGAGCCGGAGCCGGAGCCGGCCGCCUACUUCUCCGUCUUCUGCUACCCCUUCCGCAAGGGCUGGUGGGACGCCGCGCCCGCCAGGCAGCGCCUCGCCAGGACUUUCCGCGUGUGCGGGGCCCAGGAGCCGGGGGACAAUCUGAAGCUGGCGGAGACGUGGGCUGGGAAGAUCAGGGAGCUGGCUGCGCCCAGGAUCCCCCGGCAGGAAGGGGUGACGUGGGGACUCUUGUCGCGGCCCUGCCAUGUCCUGGUGCUGCUGAACCCCCAGAGCGGAACGGGGCAUGCGCUGCAGCUGUUCCACUCCCUAGUGCAGCCGAUGCUGGACGAGGCCGACGUAGCCUUCACCCUCUUUGUGACCGAGAGGCCGAAUCACGCCCGCGAGCUGGUGCGGGCCGCAGACUUAUCCCAGUGGGACGCCGUGGCCGUCUUGGCCGGGGAUGGGCUGCUGUACGAGGUGGUGAACGGCCUGAUGGAGCGUCAGGACUGGCAGGCCGCCAUCAAGAAGCCUCUCUGCACCCUGCCCGGGGGCUCUGGGAACGCCCUGGCUGCUUCCAUCAACCACUACGCUGGCAACACGCGGGCCUUCAAGGAGGAGCUGCUGACCAAUUGCACCUAUUUCCUCUGCAAAGGCCUGCAUGCCCCCAUGGACCUGGUCUCCCUGAGCACGGCCUCGGGCAAGCGCCUCUACUCCUUCCUCAGCUUUGGCUGGGGCUUCAUCUCCGACGUGGACAUCGCCAGCGAGAAGUACCGCCAACUGGGCAACGCCCGCUUCACCGUGGGCACCAUCCAGCAGCUGGCCGGGCUGAAGGUCUACAAGGGGCGCCUCUCCUACCUGCCCGUGGAGACGUCCUCCUCCGUCUCCUCAGCCCCCGGCAGCCCUUCAGAGCAGAACAGCCACCACGUGCCAUGCAGCAACGGUCGCCCCCUCCACAUCCUCCCUCAGCCCGCGCCACGGCCCCCUCACGAGGGGUCCUGGCCAGAGGACUCGCUCCUGGUCCCCUUCGACCAGCCAGUCCCAAAGCACUGGACCGUUGUGCCUGAGGAGGAGUUUAUCUCCAUUUUCGCCAUCUACCAGUCGCACUUGGGCGCGGACUUCGCCAUGGCCCCCACAGCCAAGCUUCACGACGGCGCCAUGCACCUCUUCUGCCUGAAAGCCGGGGUCUCGCGGCUGGGGCUGCUCAGACUCUUCCUAGCCAUGGAGAAGGGGACCCACCUGGACCUGAACUGCCCCCACCUUCACUACGUCCCCGUGAGGGCCUUCCGGCUGGAGCCCUUUGCUUCCACCGGGCUCAUGACGGUGGACGGCGAGCCGCUGGCGUGUGAGCCAGUGCAGGGCCAGGUGCACGACCAGCUCUGCCGGAUCAUCAGUGGCUCCUGAGCCACCUGCCAGCCGGACCAAUAAACUGCUUCACAAAGGGUUUUGACCAUGUGCAUCCCUGGGGAGCAGUGAGGGAGGACAGGCAAGGACCACGGCAGAGAAUGCUCACACCUCCUGCCACUCAGUGUCUUCUCCAGCCCACGCCUCUCUCCUCCUCUGGAAUAGUUCACGGGGUCUCUUGCUCCCCUUGCUCUGCCCGGCCUCCUGAGUCCCACCCCCACACGGUCCUUUUCCUGCCUGAUCACAGGCACUAUGGGCCUAGCACUACGAGGUUUGGUUAAUAAGUUUGAGGGCGGGGGAGGGACACUCACAGCCUGGCCUGCCCCCGUGUCAGGAAGCUCCUGUGGGACACAGGUGACUCCUGAGCAGUGGUUGGCAGGUGACGGUACCCAAAUACAGGUACAGCUCUUUCCAGGUCAGCUUAGCAGCUGCAAGGAUAUUUCUCCCACCACCCCCAGUCUAAGUGCUGCGCUGCUUCUCUUCUCUGCUUCCAGAUCAGCUUGUCUUUGCAAGGGAGUCUGCGAUGAAGCCAGGUGACUCGCCAAACCCAGGCUCCCCGCAGUACAGGCCUCCCUUGCAUUUCUGCUCCUAGGUUCCCCACAAAGACAAAGUCAGUCUGCUCCCUUCCCACAGCUCAACAAUACACUAAUGGCACAAGAGCGCUACCCUUUCCCCCAGGAGCAGAGUGCCACGGGGACCGAGCAGUGACAGCGGGCACCAAGCCCUGGGGCCUGUAGGGAAAUGAGAACUGGCUCCACCAUAAAUAUCAGCCCUAGAAGUUUAUAGUUUGUUACAAUGAACCAAUAUUUUUUAAAGAAAAUAUUUCUACCAAAAGCUCCAUGGAGACAGAGUUUAUUCUUAAAAUGAGACAAUAAAGAUCUAGCUUUUCCAAAACAGGAGGCCUUGGUUGUUAUAUGGGGGGCACUCUGCUUUCAUUGCAAACCUAAGCACCUGGAACUCCCAGGUUGGACUAUUUCCACCCUGGGAUUGCUGUGGUGUAAUAAGCAAUAAAGUUU
Mauremys mutica (yellowpond turtle) is the source of this 2954-nucleotide messenger RNA. It is a transcript of the gene SPHK1, whose product is annotated as sphingosine kinase 1. The transcript is spliced from 7 exons. The record is from RefSeq and is a predicted model, not a curated record. Gene Ontology annotation, biological process: negative regulation of apoptotic process; sphingosine biosynthetic process; cellular response to growth factor stimulus. The coding region runs from base 289 to 1938 and encodes 549 amino acids. Lineage: Eukaryota; Metazoa; Chordata; Testudines; Geoemydidae. Gene Ontology annotation, cellular component: cytoplasm; intracellular membrane-bounded organelle; membrane.